AUGGGGGUUGAGUAUGGCGAUACGGACAACGCGGCGACGUACAACCCCGAUGUUGAGGAGCUGAUACGUCGAGAACAAGAUCGUCGAGUGGUACAAGAAGGGACUGCUGUUUGGAGGCGACGUAAAGAACAACUUUUGCGCCAGAAACAUCAUGAACAGCUUCAACUCCGUCAUUUGCAGUCAACCUACUCUCCCUGGGGGAAGCCGGGAGGAGGUGCCCCCUACUCCGGUUCUCUAAAGAAGAAGAACGUGGUUCUCGAGCCGCUGUCGCCGCCCAGCUCCCAGGUGUCAUUGCAACCGUGGGGUCGCCCCGGGCCAGGUGGUCUUCCCUGGAGGGAUCCAAGGCUGCUGGGUGUCCGCUUUAUGGAGUCUAUGGGAUGGACAACAAAAUCAUUUCUUCAUCGACUUACCACCACCAAUCAGAGAGAACUAACCCCAUCAAUGGAAGAGUUUUUUGACGCCAAGUCUAGACCAGAUAUAACUGAUUCCUCGCGGAGGUUGGAUGGAGUCAGACCAUAUACAUCAAUUCAGAAUGAGUGCAAAAAUACUCCUUAUGAUUAUAAAUUGACUGGCGGAAUUGAGCUAGUACCAUUGCUCACAGCACGUAAAUGUCACUCAAAUCCUAUUAAAUAUAUCACCACAGACGCUACGCGUCCUGGAUAUAUCUUAGACAGCCACCGGUCAUUGAAUAUCGAGAAUCGUGACUACACAGCGGCGCUGUCAGAGCAGAUAUCCCGGAAACGAGAGCGUAUACUCGAGGAAAAACGCCUGGAACAAGAGAGCUGUCGCAGGCAUUUUGACACAUGGAGGAAGCUCUGGGGGCGACCGGGUCACGGCGCCCCGAUAGAUCACGCUUACAGAAACGAUCUCCAUGCAAUAUUAUAUCGUGCUGUUCCCAGAGUCUAUUGA
Cotesia congregata is the source of this 909-nucleotide messenger RNA. Lineage: Eukaryota; Metazoa; Arthropoda; Insecta; Hymenoptera; Braconidae. The record is from the annotation of a GenBank genome assembly.